Ciona intestinalis (vase tunicate) is the source of this 2138-nucleotide messenger RNA. Lineage: Eukaryota; Metazoa; Chordata; Ascidiacea; Phlebobranchia; Cionidae. The record is from RefSeq and is a predicted model, not a curated record.
UUGAACACUCAAAAUACAAUCUUAAACUUUACCAAGUCGAGCGACUGUUGGUUUGACAAACCUGUUAUAAAUGCAGGCCUGCAGCAUUUCUGCCACCAAUGUAUCCCUCAUAAGGGAUUACCUGUCAAUACAUAACUUCAAAAUAUUGACAGAUAUUAAUUAGAACAGUGGGAGAUUUUAUACAAUUUUUCCGAGAAGUUACCAGAACAUUGCACGUAGUUAUUUUGGGAGUAAUAUGCUCUGACGUAGCGGCGGAAACUGUGUAUGAAAUGAGUCUUGCCACGACCCGACCAAUGUUGCGUUGUUAAUUACGCGUCAAUAAUAAGAUGCAGCUGCACGUAUCUUUAAUAUAACUCCCUUUCUCCAUUCUCUAUAUGGUAGUUUCGACGACCGAGUUCCUGGACUGGGCAAAAACAAUCUUGGACCGUUUACAAGAUACCUUAGUUGUUUUAGGCCGGAAUUUCAAGAUGUUUAGGUUAAAAGAAACUUUGUUCUUUGGAUUUAUGAUUGGAAACUUACUGAAACUUGGGGAUUGUCAGACUACCUGUUAUUGCUCUGGGCUGCAGCAAACGUGGGCGCCUUCUGAUGCUAUUUCAAGUUGGAGUCGAUGUGUUGGCAACGCUAGAGGACUUCGUAACUGUUAUAAUGCGGAGAGAUCUCGGCGGAGAAGUUGCAUGGUGAACAGCACAACUAUGGCAGUUUGUAUGGAAAGGAAAAGUUGUUACGAUGAAUCAUCAUGUACUGGUCAAUGGAGUGUCUGGGGUGCACAGACGCCAUGUAGCACCAACUGUGGAAGAGGAACUCAAACACUAGCAAGAUCAUGCUACAAGAGCGGAAGCCACAAUUUGCUGGCAUACAACUGCGCUGGGGGAAAUGGUUCUUCUGAAGAAAGACGAACUCAGAGUUGCACACGACGUAGAUGUGCGCCAGGAAUGACUUUUUCUGUUCAAACUACAACACAAACAACUAUGCCAACAAUAACAAGAAAAACAAAAACAGUUGUUCUUCCGCCUACUUUUGUAAUAUUAGCUACUAACGCCGUUCGUCAAAACGUCAGCACACCGUCUGCCCAAGUUUUAGAAGAAACUACUACUGUAACGAAAAGCAAGCCAACUGGAACAGCGGUUAAUAUAACUUUGCUUGCUGCUGUGCUGGGUUCCGUGGCUUUAUUAUGCUUUGCAUUAAUCGCCAUAGUUAUUAUUUGCAGACUUCGAAAACCAAAACAACGAGAUUGCAGCGCUGCUGGUGAGCCGGUCACGCUAACAGAGGGUGCUGGGUAUGAAUCCGUUUCAACCGUGCCUUUAAAUUACCGAAGUCUGCCCGAACAGCCAAACUAUUCUGAAAUAGCACCGGUGCAAAAUAGAAGUGACGGCAUAGCUCACACUGGUGUAAGUCUUACGGUGAAGAACACUCUUUAUCACUCGGUUGGUGAAAACGAAGAAAUCUCAACCCAGAACCCCAACGGGUUGUACCUGCAGCCAUUACCUAGCCCUGGCGCUCAGUCGACAUCAGAAGAAAAUGCCUAUUUUACCAUAGGAUAUCAACAACCGUGAUUUGCUUAUGUAAUAACAAUUCAAUUGUUAUGAUUUAAAAAACGAAAAUUGCCAUAACAUAUUAGCAAAGCUAAAACCAUAUUAGGGGAAGAUAGGACAUCUUUUUAUUCUGUUUUUUUUUGUCCCCUUUGGUAGUAAACAAACGCAUUUAGGGAAUUAUAACACUGUAUUCUCACGACACCCACAAACCAUUGGUAAUUGUUUAAACAGCGAUCAGGAUAUUUCGAUAUUACGCUAAAGUCCAAGGUAUACUUAUUUUCUGAAAGUUGCAAAACCUGUCUGCUGAUAACUCCAUCUUAGUGUUAUCAGUAAACAUAAUUAUUUAUAGACGACGUUAAUAUGCGGCCCAUACUGGCCCACGCAUGACUCACGCAACAUCCUACACCAUGUUUGUUGUAUGCACGGUGUUUAAUCCCGAAUUUCAUGUUUCGGUUGCGACGUUAAAUUAUCUUGAGGUUUCGAGAGAAUUAGAAAGCCGACAAAUACUGAGAAUUAACUUGCUUGGAAUCCACUGUUGAAACUGAAUGCUUAAAAAAAGUCGCAUUUGCUUAUAUGUACUGCUAUAAUAAAACUUGGGGAAACUUC